GUUGAAUCAAAGUGCAAAAGGAUUCCGACUGCUGAGCAGCGAGCAGCAGCAGAGCGAAACACAGUAGGAGUUUCUGCAGAGACAGAGACAAGAGACAGACAGAGCUCAGAAGUAUGCAGGUAGGUCCUAGCUGUCACGCUGCGUUCUCGGAGGACUGGGCCCAAGUGCGGAGGAACGGCAGGAUUCCCAGAAAGAGACGGAAACCAUAAGUUAGAUAUUGAAACAUGGACAGAGCCUCGGCGGAGCGACUGUGCGACACCACGAACAACUCAUUCACACCGACAUCAUACACCCACCAAGGCACUGGUUUAUAUAAGCUUGGAAUGCGACAAUUAACUUGACGAGAGGAAACCAAAAAGACAAGGGUUUAAAGACUCUAAUUAAGACAUUGAUUAGCAUGCACAAGUGUUCAAAAACCCGAGAAACUCAACGCUCUACGGCAAGCCCCAGGGUUCAUGAGCUGCACGGAAUAAUCUAUAUUUCGCAUCCCUAGCGACUUAUACAACUUUAAUAUAUCUUCUCAGUUCCUGUCUCCGUACUCUAACUUAUGAAGGCCAAUGUUGCAAAAAGGCCCUUUACCACCCUAUCAAAAUGAGAAGCCACUUGCAACCAAUUAUGUAUUGUGAAUUAUGAAUCCUGAAAAUUACAUUCUUCCAACAAUGUAUCUACGUCUGAUUUGAUUCUUUUACCACGACUGUUCAUUCCAUUUGUGUGGAGGGUUUGGUAGUAGGUGACGCACACAAAGUGGUGGAAGAACUGAGCUAGCCAGGUAGCAUCUGUGGAAAGGAAUAAACAGUUGACAUUUUGGGAAGGAACCCUUCUUCCGGACAGCCAAUGACUGAUUUCGUCAGCAGGUGGCAGAGACCGCUGAAGACAAAUGGGGUGUGACACGUCGCAAUUUAGAAGACGGAUGACUCUUGAUGUCACUCUGAUGUCUGAACAUUGUGCUAAACUGGCUCCAGAAAUGUCCCAGGAUAGAAAAAAAAUCUGUUCCAAAGCCGAAUUCCUCAGUUCCCACUGCAGAUAAAUUAAUGGGAACUGUUUGCCAAGGUCAAAUACCUCUAGGGUGCAGGGAAUAUUUCCCGGCAGUUAUGCCGUAGGAAAUAAUUAAACCGAUAGUGUUUCAGUUGCCAGCUGUGCUGAGGGCGGUGGUGGUUGCAACCAAUUGUAUACGCCGAGCUCGUCCAGGUCGAUGUCAUCGGAAUCACGAGUUUUCGGGAACUCACGGGGCACUCUGCCCACUCUCCUGUGUAAUGGACUUGCGGCCAAUCAAGAGCAGAUGUGGAGGUCCUGUUCCUCUGCUGUCCCUCAAUAACAGUACUCCAUAUGUGUCUGAGUUCGUAUCCAGGAUCUGAUGCACCAUCAAUAACUCACUCUGAGACAUAAAGACGAGAUAUCGGCUUUUAUUGACUGGAAGAAGGAACCAGCAAUACCAAGAACUUUUUUCUGAAUACACACAUGUUGCAUCUAGUGUGUUCCAGGUUCUGAUGAAGAGGACUUCCCCUGUUGCUCUGUUAGGUUGAAAGAAGCACAGCCAAGCUUGCUCCUGGACAACUUGCCAUCCAUGCAGGUUGGCUGAGACACCGAUCCAGCACUGACAUUAGCACAGCCAGCUGUGAUCACACUGCCUCACCGAAGACUCCAGAGCACCAAUAAUGGCCCAGAGAGUUAUUGUCUGUGUCGCACUGCUCCUGAUGGCUUUUGAUUUGUGCCACGGUGAUUGCAAGUUUGUGAUGAAAACUGAGAGUGAGUGUUUGGAAAAGGGAAUUUCGCAUAGCGUUGGUUCUAUGUGGAAGAGUGACGACUGCUACUCUUGCUACUGUGGGAAGGUCACUGCGAUAUGCUGCACAGAGUACAUUCAACCUCCUGAUGUCUCCAACAGCUGCGAAGUAAUUUUUGACAAGAGACUUUGCAGAUAUAAGACCUAUAGGAAAGACAACCCGAACAUCUUGUGUGACUAGAAAUUGGGAAUGGAACAGUGAGAUUCAUGGGAGCAGCUUGACCCUUGUCCCCUAUGCUGUCUCCGUACCCUUGGACUAACCAAAACACCCAGCCAUCCUUCAAUAGACCUUCAGUACAAUGAGGAGUCUAAAUGUCAUGCUGUAACCUCAUCCACUGCCUGUCAAAGCCUUUAAGUAAUUAAAUAAAUCCUAUCUGAUCAGCUUCUGUUUAGA
Messenger RNA from Hypanus sabinus (Atlantic stingray), 2174 nucleotides. Its product is annotated as beta-microseminoprotein-like. NCBI's taxonomy places the organism in Eukaryota, Metazoa, Chordata, Chondrichthyes, Myliobatiformes, Dasyatidae. The transcript has 7 exons. The coding region runs from base 1656 to 1961 and encodes 101 amino acids. The record is from RefSeq and is a predicted model, not a curated record.